UUUGGCCUAUAAAAUAGACGGAGCCGUCGAAGGCGUUUUCUGGAGCUCUUCCCGUCCUCCGCCUCCGCCCCCCGCUACAAGCGCCGGAGACGAAUUUGGUCUAGAUUCUAAAGAAAAGUCUGCUGGUUGAUAUUUCGGCAAUUACGGAUGCUAUUGCUAAUAAUAAUUUGUUUUGAGAGAAAACUACUCCACGUUCGCUCUGUUGUAUUAGUACACCGAUCUCGCUCUGCAGUCUGCUCACAUAGCAAAAUAAUGGCCCCAGCGGCGACAGCUCGGCACGUGGUCGCCGUGCCAUACCCCGGCCGUGGUCACAUCAACCCCAUGCUCGUCGUGUGCCGCCUGCUCGCCGCCGCGGACGCCGCCGUCAGCAUCACCGUCGUCGUCACGGAGGAGUGGCACGCGCUGCUUGCCGCCGCGGGGGUGCCCGACGCGCUCCCCGACCGCGUCCGCCUCGCCACCAUCCCCAACGUCAUCCCCUCAGAGCGGGACCGCGGCGCCGACUUCGCAGGCUUCGUCGAGGCCGUGCAGGUCAAGAUGGUGGGGCCCGUCGAGCGGCUGCUGGACCGCCUGACGCUGGAGCGGAAGCCGGACGCCAUCGUGGCCGACACCUUCCUGACUUGGGGCGUGACGGCCGGAGCUGCGCGGGGGAUACCGGUGUGCUCGCUGUGGACGCAGCCGGCCACGUUCUUCUUGGCGCUCUGGCACCUGGACCGAUGGCCGCCGGUUGAUGAAGAAGGCCUAAGCUGCAAAUCCUUGGAUCAAUAUUUCCCAUUCCCAGCCCUCUCGUCAGUAAAAUGUUCUGACAUCAAGAUCUUCCGCUCCAUGGUACUGCCAAUGAAACGAUUAGCAGAAGUGUUCUCCAACGUGCGCAAGGCACAGUGUGUCCUCUUCACCUCCUUCUAUGAGCUUGAAACCGGUGCCAUCAAUGGAACAAGGCAAGUGGUUCCUUGCCCCAUAUAUACAGUUGGUCCUUCAAUUCCAUAUCUGUCACUGAAGGGUGAUUCAGCCAAGCUUCACCAUGAGAACUACUUUGAUUGGCUGGAUUGCCAACCAAGAAACUCGGUAUUGUACGUAUCAUUUGGCAGCUAUGUUUCGAUGCCUUCGUCUCAGUUGGAAGAGGUUGCUUUGGGGCUGCAUGAAAGCACAGUUAGGUUCGUCUGGGUGGCCCGGGACAGAGCUACCACCACCACCCUCCAGCAGAUCUCUGGUGACAAGGGUUUGGUGGUGCCAUGGUGUGACCAGCUGAAGGUCCUGUGCCACCCCUCCAUCGGUGGCUUCCUGAGCCAUUGUGGAUGGAACUCGACCCUGGAGGCCGUGUUCGCUGGAGUGCCAAUGCUUGCUUUUCCCGUUUUUUGGGAUCAGUUGGUGAUUGGUCAUCUCGUAGCCGAUGAAUGGAAGAUUGGCAUCAACUUGAGGGAACAGAGAAGGGAGGAUGGUGUUGUCAGCAGGGCCGCAAUCUCUGAUGCUGUAACAAAGCUUAUGGAUUUGAGUGAUGAUGAUAGCCUAGAGAUGAGAAGAAGGGCUGCAGAAUUGCGGGAGGCUUCACUCGGCGCAAUUCAGGAAGGUGGAUCUUCACGGUGUUCUUUGAACAAUUUCUUUACAGAUAUCAUCGAAGGAAGACUGAAUGUUGCAGAAACUUCGCUGUAGGUUUUUGCUUAAAUUUGUGGAGUCAGUGACAGAAACGUUGCUCGUAGGCAAAAACAUUGUGCUCCUGCAAAUAAGGUAUGGGGCUCGUCUCAUGUUCACGCAUUUUCACCCCACCCGCAACAAUUAUACAAGGUGCGGCUUGAAAUCAUUAUUGCCACACACCUAUAGUUGUACACUUUCUGGAGCUGAAAACAGAAGACAUGAUGCUGUCUGUAGCAAAGAUGGGGGACAGCGAUAAUCAUGUCACAAAAAUUAUGUGCCUGGGAAAACUUGUGCAGGAACUUAUGCUUCAUAAUACUACUAUUGUGGAAUAAUGAAGUGCUUUGUAUCGUA
Messenger RNA from Sorghum bicolor (sorghum), 1980 nucleotides. Its product is annotated as UDP-glycosyltransferase 87A2. Gene Ontology annotation, molecular function: UDP-glycosyltransferase activity. Lineage: Eukaryota; Viridiplantae; Streptophyta; Magnoliopsida; Poales; Poaceae. The transcript is spliced from 2 exons. The record is from RefSeq and is a predicted model, not a curated record. Bases 148 to 1647 code for a protein of 499 amino acids.